AUGUUGGCUCUUGUUAUAUUGGGAGUUGUAUGUGGGCUGUCUUCAGCCUUUAAUUACGGUUACGGUGGAUAUGAUAACUACGGCGGAUAUGGUCUAGGUUCUGGUCUUGGACUAGGAGCUAUUGGUGGACUUGGUUCUGGUCUGGGAAACCUUGGUGGACUUGGUUCUGGAUUGGGUUCAGGUUAUAGCUAUUACAACAGCUACAACACUGGUUCCUAUCCCUAUGGAUAUAGACUAGGAGGGCUAGGUAGCGGACUUGGAUUAGGAGGACUAGGAAGCGGUCUUGGAUUAGGAGGGUUAAGUGGUUUAGGGGGAUAUGGAGGAUACGGUGGAUAUGGUCUAGGAGGAUAUGGAGGAUUGGGUAACCUUGGAUAUGGCCUGGGAGGAUAUGGAGGAUUGGGUAACCUUGGAUAUGGCCUGGGAGGAUAUGGUGGAUUAAAUAGCCUAGGUGGAUAUGGCCUAGGAGGAUAUGGUGGAUUAAAUGGCCUAGGUGGAUAUGGUGGAUAUGGACUUGGAGGAUAUGGUGGAUAUGGACUGGGAGGAGGACUCAGAGGAGGACUGGGCGGAGGCAGCCUUCUGGGUGGAAGACUAGGCUAUCCGACAGGAGGUAGAUAUAGCAGUAAGUAG
This is a messenger RNA of Saccostrea echinata, 627 nucleotides long. RefSeq names its product acanthoscurrin-2-like. The transcript has a single exon. The record is from RefSeq and is a predicted model, not a curated record. NCBI's taxonomy places the organism in Eukaryota, Metazoa, Mollusca, Bivalvia, Ostreida, Ostreidae. Bases 1 to 627 code for a protein of 208 amino acids.